CAGCUUCCUCGUCCUGGCUGUAGCUGUGGGUUGCACUGGGUGUUCGAGGCAGCGGUAGCGGCGGCGGGGCUGGGGAGUGGAUGGUGUUUGGAAGACGGGGGCAGCGAGGGGGCGGCUGCCCAUGAUGUCUCCCGGGGAGGGAGGGUGCCGGACAGACGCGGUGUUACCCCCGCUGUCCCAGCUGCCACACGAGAGGGCGUGUGUGGGGAGGGGGCUGUGACCGGCGCUAGCGCAGGGAAGGUGCUGCGGAGAUGGGAGUGGGAACGGAGGAAGGAGACAGCGAGCGGGAGAAGCGAUGGACCGACCUCUUCCACCGCUUCGACACCAACCAGGACGGGCAGGUGGACAUCACCGAGCUGGGCGUAGGCCUGCGAGCUAUGGGCGUGUUGGUCGGCGGCGGCCCAGAGCAGGAGAUCCUGCGGACUGGAGACACCAAUCACGAUGGACAACUGGACCUGACCGAGUUCACCGAGUACCUGAGGCAACACGAGAAGAAACUCAAGCUGAUGUUUAACAGCCUCGACCGCAACCAUGACGGUGAAAUCGAUGCGUCUGAGAUUCAGCAGGCUCUGUUGAACCUUGGCAUUACGAUCACUCUGCAGCAAGCCGAGAAGAUCUUGCUCAGUAUGGACAAGGAUGGGACAAUUACUGUGGACUGGACUGAAUUUCGAGACCAUUUCAUCUUUAACCCGCUGUCGAAAAUGGAAGAGAUUGUGGAACACUGGAAACAUUCGACGUUCCUGGACAUUGGGGAAUCGUUGACCAUCGUGGAUGAAUUUUCGGAGACGGAGCGACUGACUGGAGUCUGGUGGCGGCAGCUUUUGUCAGGGGCCAUUGCGGGCGCAGUGUCACGCACCUGCACUGCCCCCCUGGACCGGCUGAAGAUCUACAUGCAGGUCUUUGCGGCAAAGAGGAGUUUGAACCUGGCCGGGGUUUGGAAGAUGAUGGUGGCGGAGGGAGGGUAUCUGUCCCUGUGGCGAGGAAACGGGGUGAACGUGCUGAAAAUCACCCCAGAGACUGGCAUCAAGUUCAUGGCUUAUGAACAGUACAAGAAGAUCUUCCUGGUCCAUAAAUCCACACUGGAGGUGCACGAGCGUUUUGUGGCGGGAUCUCUCGCUGGUAUCACCAGCCAGACGAUCAUCUUUCCAAUGGAGGUGCUGAAGAUCCGGAUGGGGCUGGGAAAGAGCGGCCAGUACAUGGGAAUCUUCCACUGCGCCCAAAACAUGCUGAGGAAUGAAGGCCCUCGCGCAUUUUUCAAAGGCUACGUCCCAAAUUCCAUUGGCAUCAUUCCUUACGCUGGGAUCGAUUUGGCUGUCUAUGAAAGCGUGAAGAAUAUGUAUUUGCAAAAGUACGGACAGAAGAGAACCGACCCAGGAGUGUUUGUCCUUCUCGGCUGUGGCACCUUCUCCAGUACCUGCGGUCAACUAGCAAGCUACCCGCUGGCACUCAUUCGCACCAGGAUGCAAGCUCAAGCUGUGGUCAAAGGGGAGCCGGAGCUGAACAUGUUGCAGCAGUUUGCCAGGAUAGUGCAAGGUGAGGGCUGGACUGGCCUUUACCGAGGGAUGGCUCCCAACUUCUUGAAGGUGGUGCCCGCUGUCAGCAUCAGCUACGUCGUGUAUGAGCAUAUGAAAUUCUUACUGGGCGUCACCUCGAAGUAACCGGUUCCCGGGAAUCGUUCGUUCUUGGAGCAUCUCCUGACAAACAAGGAAACCACAUCUUAAGGAAAUUGGUGACCCCAGCAGAGAGCUGAGGAAUAACGAACUCUUCGACCCUCCGUGGUCAACACCAGGAUUGGGAUUGGGAUCCAAUUACCAGUCUGUUUCGGGUCUGUAAAGUGGCCUCAGUUCUGCUCUAGGUAUUCCUGCAAGAUGUGGGUAAGGCAGCCUCCCAAUCCUGUCCCCAGAGAGUCACAUUGCAAGUGG
Molecule: messenger RNA, 1922 nt
Organism: Amblyraja radiata (thorny skate)
Lineage: Eukaryota; Metazoa; Chordata; Chondrichthyes; Rajiformes; Rajidae
Product: calcium-binding mitochondrial carrier protein SCaMC-1-like
Exons: 10
Coding region: 252-1658 (468 amino acids)
Biological process (GO): transmembrane transport
Molecular function (GO): calcium ion binding
Source: RefSeq, a predicted model, not a curated record